CCAGGAACCAUGAACCAGCAGUGUCGCGUCUGUGGCGAACCGGCUGCCGGCUUCCACUUCGGGGCGUUCACGUGCGAGGGAUGCAAGUCGUUCUUCGGGCGGACGUACAACAACGUGUCGUCUCUGGGCGAGUGCAAGAACGGCGGCCGCUGCGUCAUCAACAAGAAGAACCGCACAGCCUGCAAGGCCUGCCGCCUGCGCAAGUGCCUGCUCGUGGGCAUGUCCAAGAGCGGCUCCAGGUACGGCCGUCGCUCCAACUGGUUCAAGAUCCACUGCCUGCUGGAGGACCGGCGUUCGUCCGCGGCAGGCGAGCUGGGCGUGUCGGGCGGCUCUGAGUGCUGGAGCGGGCCUGGCACCAGCGACGACGAGGGCGACGCCAUCGACGUGUGCGGCCCCCCGGAGGUGCCUCGGGGGUCGCCGCCCCCCGCCCGGACCUCGCCCGCGCUGAGCAGCCCCGACUCGCACGCGUCCGACAACUCCGUGGAGGCGUCCCUCUACGGCGAGGGCGGAGGGCGCCACCUGCCCUACCUCCCCCCGCUCUACCCCGGCUCAGCGUCCUCCCUCCCUCCCCCUUCUUCCCCUCGGCGGUGGCACCCCCCUCCCUACUCCCUCUACCCCUACUUCUCCCACACCGCCUGCUACGCCCUCCUACGACCUCCCUUCGACGCCCCCGCCAUUCGACGGUCCCCCGAGGUCAGCCUGAGGGUGGGUCGCGCCCACAGCCCGCCCGCAGGCGCUGGACACGUCAGGGCGCCCGCAAAGCGACCGGCCGAGUGCCCGGCGCCCCUCCCGCUGGCCAAGAGGCUGCGCCUUCUGGAGGAGAGGAACGCCGCCGACGAGGCGCACCGCCGCCUGGCGCUCCCGCCGCUGCAGCGCCGCCCCGACGUCUCCGUCUCCGUGUCGGUGUCCGUGAGGAAGGAGGCGGCGCUCGCCGUGCCCGUCGGGCUCGCCUCCAAGGCCGCGGCGCCUCCGUCGGACGUGCCGAUGGACCUGUCGGUGCGAUCCAGCGCCGCGUCGCCCCCCGACGCCGGAGCCGACCACGCCAUCCUGGACUUGUCCCUCAAGUCCCGACAGGAGCCGAAGGAGGAGGACAAGGCCGAGUCCGCGAAGCCCGAGAAGGAGACCGCCCUGGAGGCCCCGGAGCGGCCGACGGCUUCCGCCCCGGGGUGGCGUCAUGUCACGAAGACGCCCGACGCCGUGAGCGCAUGUCGCAGCGUCGUAGACACCAGUGUACACAUUAGCGAAUAA
Molecule: messenger RNA, 1248 nt
Organism: Penaeus vannamei (Pacific white shrimp)
Lineage: Eukaryota; Metazoa; Arthropoda; Malacostraca; Decapoda; Penaeidae
Source: RefSeq, a predicted model, not a curated record